AUGGGUGAUAACCUAUCUGUUAGCGAAUGUGUAACUGAAGUUUAUCAAGCUGCCCGUGGUGGUUCUUCUAAUCUGACUGAUCUUUUAGAGCGGCUGAAACCUGAACAAAGAAAAACCGCUUUGGAAUCGAAAACUAAAGAUGGCAGCCAUUUUGUCACUCCUCUCAUCAUCGCUGCUCAUAAUGGACACCUGAAUUCUGUGAAGAUUCUUCUAAGAUAUGGGGCAGACAUCGAGGCUCGAGGAACGCUUAACACAGGAGACCAAGUUAUAGAGGGUUGUACACCUUUAUGGGCCGCUGCUGAUACUGGUCAUCUUGAUGUUGUGAAACUGUUAAUCGAACGAAAUGCAGAUGUUGACAGCAGAACAUCGAAGGGUUCGACUCCAUUGAGGGUUGCUUCCCACGAAGGACACCUUGACAUUGUGAGAUGUUUGGUUGAGAGCGGGGCAGAUGUGAAUACUCGCCAUUACAAUGAAGGGUCCACCCCUCUAAUUGCAGCAUGCUACUGGGACCACUUCAGUGUUGUUAUCUAUCUUAUUAACAAAGGCGCCUUUAUAGAUCUGCAAGCCUACGAGGGCAGCACUGCACUUCACAGCGCUGUUGAACAGAGCCACUUGGAGAUUGUCAGUCAACUUUUGGCUCAUGGAGCGUCACAACUGCCAAAUAAUCAAGGUUUAACACCUCUUCUCUAUGCCUGUAAUCAAUGUUCCAUUGAAAUGGUGGAGCAUAUCAUCAAAAGACCGGAAUGUACAAAGGAACAGAGAAUUGAUGCUCUUGAACUUCUUGGUGCCACCAUUGUUAAUGAUAAAUCUCGUGAUAUUAAGAAAGCUUUUAGUUACAUGAAACGUGGAAUGGAGAUGAGAUGUGAAGACCUGGCACAUCCAUUGCUUAAAAAGAAAAUGGAACCUGUGGAAGCUUAUCAAAAUAGAAAAGAGAGUCAAACUCUAGAGGAACUUGCUCUGUUAGAAGGUGAUGAUCUUGCUAUCGGCCUGGAAGGACUAAUAAUCAGAGAAAGAAUCCUUGGGCCUGACAAUCCAGCAAAGCUGCAAACAAUUAGAUACCGGGGAGCUGUUUUAGCUGACUCUGAGGAGUACGAGCUUUGUAUUGGUUUGUGGAAACGAGCGUUGGAGAAAGCCAUGAACAGCGAUGCUGCAAUAACAAAAGAUCUUGAAAACUAUACAGCUUUAUUUGGAGAAAUGGUGCAAAAAGGUAAACUUUUAAGAUCAAAUUUCAUUGAAGACGUCUUUGAAAUACUGGUUGCGGCAAGUGAGAAACGUUCAGAAAAACAGAAAACUGGAAAAUCGCAAGAGGUGCAUAAAAAUGAGGAGCAAGAAAAAACGCUUUACUGUGCUCUCUAUCUUUUGAUCAUAUACAUCAAAGUUAAAGGUCAAAACACCAACAUCAUUAACUUUCUACAAAGAUUCUUGCGUUUAAACCCUCGAACCAAUGAUGGAAAUACUCUACUGCACUUAGUUGCGUGGCAUGAAACACCAUUUUUUUCAUUUCAAGAAGAAAUUAUGCGUAGUGUGUGCAAGCUCCCCUGUAUUGAGACCAUGAAGCUUAUUUUACAUGCAGGGGGGGAUGUAAAUGCCGUUAAUGACACCGAGGGAAACACGCCUCUCCAUCUAGCUGUGAAGUUUAAACCUGCUGAGCCUGAAGGAGUCGAGAUUUUAAGAGAAAUGCUGCUGUCGUUGGUAGAUAUCGGUGCAGAUCCAAAGCUAGCAAACAAAAAUGGUCAAACACCACUGAAAAGCUGUGAAACUGACGAGGCUCGUAGGAUUUUGUCCGAGAAAGGAAGACCAAGUGCCAUGAACGUCGACGUCGGAAAGGUAAGAAAGUUUUAA
Molecule: messenger RNA, 1842 nt
Organism: Porites evermanni
Lineage: Eukaryota; Metazoa; Cnidaria; Anthozoa; Scleractinia; Poritidae
Source: the annotation of a GenBank genome assembly